AUGGUCCAAUAUUUAUUAUCUGAAAACGAUCCUAAAUCAACUGGUUUGGAAGCACCUUACAUCAAAUUGUAUACUUCCCCAACUCCAAAUGGCUUCAAAAUUACCAUUCUACUGGAAUUGCUAGGUCUGGACUAUUUUGUCCGUCCAAUUGACAUCUUCAAGGCAGAAUGCAAGGAAGAGUGGUAUCUAAAGUUUAAUCCCAAUGGAAGAAUUCCAUCUUUGACUCACGUUGACGAAAAGGGCGAAGUAACUCAUGUUAAUGAAUCUGGUGCGAUCCUUAUAUACCUUGCUGACAAAUUCGAUAAGGAAAACAAAUAUUCAUAUGCUCAUGGAACAAGAGAAUAUUAUGAGAUGAUUGAAUGGCUUAUGUUCCAAAUGGCCGGCGUAGGACCAAUGAAGGGCCAGUACCAUUGGUUCAAGUAUUAUGCUCCACAGAAGGAUGAAUUUGCUAUAGACAGAUAUUACAAGGAAACACUAAGACUAUUCGGCGUUUUGGAGGAAAGGCUAGAGCGUAACAAGACAGGUUUCUUAGUUGGUGAUCAUUUGUCAAUUGCAGAUAUUGCAACCUAUCCAUGGAUCGACGGUACAAAAAAACUACCAGAACUGGAAAAUUUCCCAAGGUUAAGUCAAUGGGUUGAGAAUAUUGCAAAGAUCCCAGAGGUCAAAGCGGCUCUUCAAAUCCCUCCUAGAAAGGACAACUAA
Pichia kudriavzevii is the source of this 702-nucleotide messenger RNA. RefSeq lists its product as uncharacterized. NCBI's taxonomy places the organism in Eukaryota, Fungi, Ascomycota, Pichiomycetes, Pichiales, Pichiaceae. The record is from RefSeq and is a predicted model, not a curated record. Bases 1 to 702 code for a protein of 233 amino acids. The transcript has a single exon.